Molecule: messenger RNA, 1259 nt
Organism: Paramecium primaurelia
Lineage: Eukaryota; Ciliophora; Oligohymenophorea; Peniculida; Parameciidae
Source: the annotation of a GenBank genome assembly
AUGAAAAUUAAUGAUGAUCUAUAAAAGGAACUAAGUUUGCAAAAUUUGCAAUCUUUAUUACAAAAAUAAAAGGAUUCUAUUUCAACUAAAAAUUAAAAAGCUUCCUUUCUUAAAUGCAUAGUCCUUAUACUAGGUACAUUUUUAAUGUUUGGAAAUAAUUACUCCUUUGAUAAUCCUUAGGCUUUAUAGACUUAAUUGAUUCAACAAUUAGACAUUACCAUCUCUUAAUUUAAUUUACUAUAUUCAGCUUUUGCAUUUCCAAAUAUCUUCUUAACCUUAAUUGGGGGAGUGAUCACUAACAUUUUAGGUAAGAUUUACAUAAUAUUUUAAGGAGUUAGAGUGGCAAUAAUAGGAUUUAGUUUAGCUAUUGUGAUUGCGUAACUCAUUAUAUCAUUUGGUGGUUUAUAUUAAAAUUUUUGGUUAAUGUUACUUGGUAGGAUUAUUUUUGGAACUGCUUCAGAAAAUCUAUUAAUUGCUUAAACAACCAUUAUAGGAAAAUGGUUUAGAGGAAAAGAACUAUCUACUGCAAUUGGAUAUGUAAUGGCAAUACCUGAAUUUGCAUGUGGAAUGAAUUCUUUUAUUACUCCUAUUAUAUAUAAUGCAUUUGGUCUUUUGGCCUAUCCACUAUUCUUCAGUGCUUUUCUAUGUUUUCUAUCCUUCAUAUGUGGAGUUAUCUUAUGUAUUCUAGAUAAGAAGAAUGAUUAAUAAUAAAUGGGUAAUAAUUGAAAAAACAAUAUAUAUAGAAUUAAAUUAAGAAAUUCAUACAAUUGAUAAGGUAUCCUUUAGUGAUAUUAAAAAUUUUACUUUCACUUUUUGGACACUUAUUAUUGUAUGUGCUUUAUAAAUCGGAUCUUACACACCCUUUUUGGAUAAUGCAAAUGAUUUUUUGUAGUAAAAAUUUGAUUUUACUUAUCUAUAAUCUGGAAGAUUGCUGACUCUAACUUAUCUGGCAGCUGGUAUAAAUAUUAUUUAAAUAAUUAGCAAUCUUAAGUCCCCUAANUUACAACACUUUAUCUAAAUAAGAGUCAAAGAAAAUAUAUGAUUAUAAUCUUGAUUAAAAGAAAAUUAUAAGAUCAUUUAAUAAAAGAUAACAAGUAUAAGAAAAAGAAUAAUUAAACUAAUUAACAAAAGAAUUUAAUUUAUCUGAUAAUUACUUUUAAAAUAACUAUACCUAUUUAACAAAAGAUGAGUAAGAUACUAUAAAUAAAUUCAUAAAUAGAAUGGAUAAGUAAAGUAAACGGAUUAAAAAAAAAUAAUGA